UGUUGCAUGCAUGGUCAGUAGUGAUCGGUAGGUGAGUAGGUUUUCGCUUUGGUUAGCUUUGACCAAUCUUAAGGCUUGAUUCUUGGUACUGAUCAGCAAGUUGACUGUCGUUGGCAGGGUGGUUGAGGAGUCACACACACAGGAAGUGAAGAAAUUUUGUCAUGGCUCUGGAUCGGUGCGAGAAUUCCCUUUGUGUGGUGUAAAAUUUUGUUUUUUCUCGUCGAUGCCUUUGUUCGAGGGGUCGGACUCGUGUGGCCUCGUGUGUGUGGACUCGUAGCGUUCACUCAAAGUGCCGCCCAAGUGUUGUGGUCCUCAUCGAAGGACCUCCCGGUGUAGAAAUGAGAGAGUUCAAGGUUGUGGUGUUGGGAUCGGGCGGGGUAGGCAAAAGUGCAUUGACGGUCCAGUUUGUGUCGGGUUGCUUCAUGGAGAAGUAUGAUCCGACGAUCGAGGACUUCUACAGGAAGGAGAUCGAGGUUGAUAACUCGCCCUGCGUCCUCGAGAUCCUCGACACCGCAGGUACGGAGCAGUUCGCCAGCAUGCGUGACCUCUACAUUAAGAACGGCCAGGGCUUCGUCGUCGUAUACAGCCUUACUAAUCACCAGACGUUUCAGGAUAUCAAAGCGAUGAAAGAGCUGAUAACCCGUGUGAAAGGAACAGAAAGGGUGCCGGUCCUGCUGGUGGCUAAUAAACUCGAUCUAGAGCAUCAGCGUGAAGUUGACACUGCCGAGGGUAACGCCUUAGCGCAGAUAUGGGGUUGUCCAUUUGUCGAAGCUUCGGCUAAAAACCGCACCAAUGUCAAUGAGAUGUUUGCUGAAAUCGUGCGCGAAAUGAACUUUAGUCCGGAAAAAGAGAAGAAGAGUUACUGCUGUUGUAGCGUUCUUUAAUACUUAAUCAAAAUCCCAAGCCGGGCAGACUGAACAACGCUAGGUAAAUAGGGGCAACGCUAGUGGUCCUGCGAACUUUUCUUUUCCCUUCCCCAGGCCCAGCGGGGUCGUGCUGUGAACUCGCAAAACUUGUAAGAAUAAUUUAUAACCUAUGAACGCUCAGCAAAAAGAUUAUAUCGAAGAGACUGUGAGUCUUGCUUUUCUAUCGACAGAAUGCGGCUAUCGAUCCACAGCCGCGGACAUAUUUUAAUAUACAUGGAUAGUAUUAUGUGUAAUAUUAUUGUAAUAUAUAACGAUAGGCUUAAGCAGGAAAGUGGUGGAGCGAAUAUGUGGAAUAGGACCAAUGCGUGGAGGAGAGUCGUGGACUUUGUAAAAAUGGUUACGAAGGAGCCCUGCGCUAGUAGUUGUUUAUUGUUAAUGACAAAACCAAACUGGAUAUCACUAGCUUCGUACUCAAUUCGAUGAAUGAAAAAAAAAAUCAAUAAACCAACAGCCGACAUUCGGUUUUAAGUCCAUUUUCAUCACGAGCCGUCCAGCUAGCUAGUUUUUAGCACGAACGGCGCUAACUGUGGCUGAAUAAAGCUUAAUUUCAAAGCUUUCACAUAAACAUUUCAAGAGACCAUACUUCUGGUAGUCUUGAAACAUUUUCACAUUGUAGAUUGUCAGCAUUUUUCUCUCUUUCGAAAAUCUUGUAAAGUGUCAAAAAUAUCUCUGUAUAUUUUUGCUACACUGAAAAUAGAUUUCCAACUUUUAUAUCAGUUUUUAUAGAGUUAUAUCAACAUAAUGAAUAUGUUGGGAUCAUUGUUCAAGCACAAAUGAAAUAUUUGACAAGCGAGGAACGAUAAGAAAUUUGGUUGAAACUGUACUAAAAAAUGUGUAAACAAAAUAUGAUGUUUAAUGGAUUUUUUGGUGAUUAGGAACAAAUAAAAAAACGAGUAUUCUCAAGAACGUUCUAGGAUAUCUUCCAGAAGAUCCGGAUAGGUCUGAAAUCUGUUUUCUCAGAAGGAAAGAAAAUAUCUACCCGUUAUUUGAAGGGUUGCGUGCAGAACCUGCUUAUUUUUUGCGAUAGCCCUAAAGUCGCCUUUCCAGUAAGAUUGGUGAGACAAAAAUGCAAAAUGUCAAUACUGCACACAACCCUUACGUCAAUUUUGUGCAAUAAUAAGAGUGUAAAAAACUAUUUUCUACGCAUAUGUAUUGGAAGGCCGAGAGUGAUAAGGAUAUCAUUUACACAAAAGAGUACUUUCCACUUCCGUUGAUAAACCGAGUUAAAAAAUGUUUUAAAAUCAUAGACAUAUUUAGAAAUUUUAAAUUCUCUUGAAUUCAGAGUUUUUUGUGGGCAAAUGGGCCUUAAAUGUCUACCGUGCUCUCUUCCAUGCAUUUUCAGAUAUAAAAAAAUAUCUGUAUUUUUAAUUUGUAACUAGGAAAGUAAACGUGUAGAAAACUACUCACAGAUAAUGUUAAAAACGUAAAAUCAUUCACACGAAGGUUGUUGUUAUGCGUGCAUAUCUACAAGUAAUCCUAAAAACAAAAUUGUCGAAGAAGCGAACAAUGUCAAAAACCAUCUUGGCUAAGUGAUAAAAGCAUUAAUUGACUUUUGUGAGGUAAUACAGAAAUUUGUAAAUAGCGACCGCUGAAUUUCAAGGGUUCUCGAGCGAUUUGUUAAGUCCUACUACUAGACGUAUUUAGCCCUCGUCCUUUUUAAAAAUGCAUCUUUCAAUGAAAAAAAGUUUUAAAAUAUUGAGUUUUUUAAAACUUAAUUGAAUUUUAUCAAUUCUUGUAGUGCUAGAAAAUUUUGAAUGAAUCUGUGAGAAAUAAUGCCGAUAGACCGCAAAAUAAACAUGAUAUGAAUUAAUUUACAUUACAGGCAUAUUUGAUUUAAAAUUACUAUUAUGCGAAGCGAACUAGUUUAAAUUUUUUUCUUCAUUGUUAUUGUUUUAACAAGUUUAUGUUCUCUUUUGUGGAAAUAAAACUCAUGGGGUAAAUGAACUAACUUUAAAAACAGAAGUUAAGUAUUCAUUCCUUUAAUAAGGUAAAUAUUUUCAAACAAUUUUAAAUACAAUUAAUAUAUAAUGAUCAAUAAAUUAAAUGGAUCUGCCUGUAUGAAUGGAAAUAAUGUUUGUCUUUUAUUGAUAGUUUCCACAACACUUGGUUUAACGACAUACCAUUUCAUUCCUUUUAAUUUCACUUUUUAAUCUCAACAGACCGAGCAUUGCAGUCGUUUUAUUUUUCCUUUGUCGUAGAUAAAUC
This is a messenger RNA of Belonocnema kinseyi, 3131 nucleotides long. RefSeq names its product ras-related protein Rap-2a (gene Rap2l). Gene Ontology annotation, molecular function: GTPase activity; GDP binding; GTP binding. The coding region runs from base 339 to 884 and encodes 181 amino acids. Gene Ontology annotation, cellular component: plasma membrane. The record is from RefSeq and is a predicted model, not a curated record. Gene Ontology annotation, biological process: Rap protein signal transduction; negative regulation of cell migration. The transcript is spliced from 2 exons. NCBI's taxonomy places the organism in Eukaryota, Metazoa, Arthropoda, Insecta, Hymenoptera, Cynipidae.